Messenger RNA from Baudoinia panamericana UAMH 10762, 528 nucleotides. RefSeq lists its product as uncharacterized. The record is from RefSeq and is a predicted model, not a curated record. The annotation marks the transcript as partial. Lineage: Eukaryota; Fungi; Ascomycota; Dothideomycetes; Mycosphaerellales; Teratosphaeriaceae. The transcript has a single exon.
UUGAAGCUACCGUUGGAAUUGCGGCAACAGAUCUUAUCGUACCUUCUUCCGAGGACGAGGGAGCUUGAACAGCGUACCCCGGUGUGCUCGCAAUCACCGACAAGACUUUUCAGGCCUGGCAACAGUGAUUGUAGACCUGUUGUAGUCAAGCCUGAUGUUAGCAGGCACCCAAGCCCACCAACCACCAACGUCGUCUGGCUUCUGGGCAACACCAAACUCUUCUCCGUCUGUCGUCAGUUACAUGACGAGUGCGCCGAGCUGGUCUAUGGCCGCAGCACAUUCCUGCUAAUAUUGACUUACUCCGGCAUCAAGUGGCGGUGCCGAUGGCUAUACUCCACCGGCAGGAUGCCGACGAGGCACUGUGACUUUCUAGAGCUUGUUCCGGAACGCUACCUGCGUCUGAUCAAGCGGGUAGUCGUCAACAUCGAGCAUGUCGACUCGUACACCGGCAUGAUCAAAUUCAACGUCAGUGGCAAAGGGUUGACGCAUGGGUUGCGGAGACAGGUGCAGAGGCUUGUCAAUGUUCUG